Messenger RNA from Scomber japonicus (chub mackerel), 2258 nucleotides. It is a transcript of the gene sord, whose product is annotated as sorbitol dehydrogenase. The coding region runs from base 90 to 1154 and encodes 354 amino acids. Lineage: Eukaryota; Metazoa; Chordata; Actinopteri; Scombriformes; Scombridae. The record is from RefSeq and is a predicted model, not a curated record. The transcript is spliced from 9 exons. Gene Ontology annotation, biological process: D-sorbitol catabolic process. Gene Ontology annotation, molecular function: zinc ion binding; L-iditol 2-dehydrogenase (NAD+) activity.
CCUGAUACUCGCUGUACUUUGACACCACUCACAGUCUGAAGACUCGUGUGUUUCUUCUUCUGAACGCUGCUGGCUGCUCGGUAUUGAUCAUGGAGCAGGAAAAUCUGUCCGUGGUGCUGCACUCUCAGGGAGACCUCAGACUGGAAAACCGCCCCGUCCCGGAGCCAGGACCUAAUGAGGUUUUGCUCAAGAUGCACUCUGUUGGAAUCUGUGGAUCAGAUGUGCACUACUGGCAGCACGGUCGCAUCGGGGACUUUGUGCUCACAAAACCUAUGGUGUUGGGACAUGAGGCAGCCGGGCAGGUGGUGAAAGUUGGAUCAGCAGUCAAACAUCUUAAAGCAGGUGACAGAGUGGCGAUUGAGCCAGGUGUGCCCCGCGAGAUGGACGAGUUCUUCAAAAACGGGCGUUACAACCUGUCUCCUACUAUCUUUUUCUGUGCCACACCACCUGAUGAUGGAAACUUGUGCAGAUACUACAAGCACAGUGCCAACUUCUGUUACAAGUUGCCUGAUAAUGUGACAUUUGAAGAAGGAGCUCUGAUUGAGCCUCUGUCUGUGGGGAUUCAUGCCUGUCGCAGGGCUGGGGUAACACUCGGCAGCACUGUGCUAAUUUGUGGUGCAGGGCCUAUUGGGUUGGUCUGUCUGCUUGUGGCCAAGGCAAUGGGGGCCUCAAAGGUCAUCAUCACCGACCUGUCCCCAGAACGUUUGACAAUGGCCAAGGAGUGUGGUGCUGACUUCCAGCUGACAGUGAAGAGAGCUGAAGGACCCCAGCAGCUGGCCAAGAGUGUAGAAGACCUGCUGGGAGCUCAGCCACACAUUACUAUUGAAUGCACGGGUGUUGAGAGCAGCAUCCAAACUGCCAUCUAUGCAACACGCUCAGGAGGUGUGGUGGUGCUGGUGGGUCUUGGCUCUGAGAUGGCUACUGUUCCUCUUAUCAAUGCAGCCGUAAGAGAAGUUGAUAUCAGAGGUGUCUUCCGCUACUGCAAUACCUGGCCGAUGGCCAUAGCCAUGUUGGCAUCAGGGAAAGUGAAUGUGAAGCCCCUUGUGACCCAUCGUUUCCCUCUGGAGCAGGCAGUCCAGGCCUUUGAGACCACACGUCAGGGUCUUGGGAUAAAGGUCAUGUUGAAGUGUGACAAGCAUGACCAGAACCCCUGAUGUGACCCACUGCAGUGAAGCAAAACUGACCAGUUAAAAUUGAAUCAGCGUGACAGGCAGAUAUGGACAUUGACCAUAAGACAGAUAACAAAGGUCGUCCAAAGUGACGCAUUAAUCUGGUGAAUGACAAACAACUGCGGUGUUGCCUACAGGUUAGAGAUGCAAUAAGCGUCUGAUGGUAUGAAUGAAGCAGUAAUUUUUUAUAAUGGUCAACUUUGUUCUUUAAAUAAUAUUUUAAUUAUUUUAUAUUUCUGAAUAAUUUUGUUCAAUGUUAAAGUUAAGAUAAUGUUAAACACAAAUGGCCACUGUAGUGAAAAAAAAAUCCUUAAAUAAUAAAAUUAAUAUAUCAAAAUGUUCUGUAUUUCUUUUUUUUUUAUUUUAAAUGAACAUGUAUACUUAGGUACAGCCACUAGAGGGCACUAGAGCCUCAAAGUGGAAACAUAAAGCAAUAUGGCCAUACUACACAGUAAUAGUGAAAUAUAUUUAUCUUCAUAGUUUACUUUUUGGUAUUAGUAUACAAGAAAUCAACAUACAAUUUAACUAUUAUACACCAACAGCAAUAUCAAUCAAAUUCUGGAGUGCCACAACCAAUUAAACUUCACCAAAAAGAAAGAACAUUUUUCCAAGGAUUCAUUACUUUGUUUUCUAAGGUCUUUCUGGAGCAAUUUUACCAACUGCAGUUAGUUAGUUAGUAACUGAUUAAUUUAUUUGCAGCUUCAAAUUCCAUUGAAUAAGGUGGGACAACUUGCAUGAUUGUACUGUAACAGCACACUCAAAAAACCAGCGCAGUUAAUCAGCAUAGGUACUUAAUUUUUUCACUUUUUUCAAAGUGAACGUAUUCAAGGUUGACUUAGAUUUAAUGCACAGUACAGAAUUAGAACAAAGUUGGAUUUUUUUGUACCAUCCCUAUACAAUAUGUUCUAUGUUAAUCUUAAUAGUAUUCUGGUGUAGAUUCUUUGUACUGUAAAAAUCAAUAUAGAUUACAGGAAACAAAAUACCACUUACUUAAAAACUAAAAAUGUUUUUAGCAGCUCCUGUAUUUCCUUUACAUACCUGCCUAGAAUGUAUGUGUAAUACAGAAUAAAGACACAUCUUUUAACUCUU